AUGCCGCCGCAAAUCAAGCAUGAUCUCAACCGCUCCGGAUGGGAGUCAACCGACUUCCCAUCGGUCUGUGAAAACUGCCUGCCGGAGAAUCCGUACGUGCAGAUGCUGAAGGAGGAUCAUGGCGCGGAAUGCAAGAUUUGCACUCGACCUUUUACAAUUUUCCGAUGGAAAGCCGACCGAACAUCGCGUCAGAAACGCACCAACAUCUGCCUGACGUGCGCGCGUCUCAAGAAUUGCUGCCAGUGUUGCAUGCUUGAUUUGUCAUUCGGUUUGCCCCUACAAGUCCGCGAUGCGGCGCUCAAGAUGGUCGCACCAGGCCCCGAUAGCUCUAUCAAUCGAGAAUACUAUGCACAGAACCACGAGAAGGAUAUUGAGGACGGAGUCGGAGCAGUAGAGGAAUACGAGAAGACCGACGACAAGGCUCGGGAGCUGUUGCGCCGCCUCGCCAAUAGUGAACCCUACUAUCGCAAACCACGCCGGAUCGAAGGUCCAUCAAGAACAGAGACCGAAGAGACUGCGGAGGCGGGCCCAUCGGACUCUGCUCGGACCCAGUCCCGCUAUGGUAAUGGGCCAGGCCCCAUGCGUACCGCUGAAGGUCGUCUUGGGAAUCGGCUUCCUGGCCGUGGAGGUGCGCGGGGAGGGCGUGGUGGCGGUAGAGGCGGUCGCCCCUUCCCCAGUACUGCUCAGUUACCCCCUUCGGCGGACGACGUCAAGCCUCCAGCCGACCCGAACGUGACUUCAUUAUUCAUUACCGGUGUUGAGGAUGACCUUCCGGAGCACGCGCUGCGUGCCUUCUUCGCCGAAUUCGGUCAACUUCGGUCCCUCGUGUGCUCCCAUCGCUCGCACUGCGCUUUCAUCAACUAUGUUAACCGUGCCGAUGCCGAGACCGCUGCCGAGAGAUGUCAAGGCAAAGCCGUUGUUAACGGCUGCCCACUCCGUGUUCGGUGGGGCAAACCCAAACCCCUCGACAACAUGGACCGGGAAGAGCGUAUCAGAAAUGCUCGUGAUGGCCGGGCUGCUGUCGGUCCAUCGUCCAAGGGGGCACCCGAGAAGAAAGCCCUCACAGCGGCGGGUGAGAAAGCUGGUCAGCAAGAAAAAGGCCAACCACUCACGGUGGCACCGCCCCCUGGCUCGGGUGCGGUGCAGUAUGCGAGCAUGUCUGGUGACUGA
Penicillium oxalicum is the source of this 1170-nucleotide messenger RNA. RefSeq names its product Pre-mRNA-splicing factor ECM2 (gene slt11). NCBI's taxonomy places the organism in Eukaryota, Fungi, Ascomycota, Eurotiomycetes, Eurotiales, Aspergillaceae. The transcript has 2 exons. Bases 1 to 1170 code for a protein of 389 amino acids. Gene Ontology annotation, cellular component: U2-type catalytic step 1 spliceosome; U2-type catalytic step 2 spliceosome; Prp19 complex. Gene Ontology annotation, molecular function: U6 snRNA binding; pre-mRNA binding. The record is from RefSeq and is a predicted model, not a curated record.